Oryza brachyantha (malo sina) is the source of this 4592-nucleotide messenger RNA. Its product is annotated as auxilin-like protein 1. Gene Ontology annotation, cellular component: cytoplasm; vesicle; intracellular membrane-bounded organelle. Lineage: Eukaryota; Viridiplantae; Streptophyta; Magnoliopsida; Poales; Poaceae. The record is from RefSeq and is a predicted model, not a curated record. Gene Ontology annotation, biological process: clathrin-dependent endocytosis; clathrin coat disassembly. The transcript is spliced from 8 exons. Bases 115 to 4410 code for a protein of 1431 amino acids. Gene Ontology annotation, molecular function: clathrin binding.
CCUCUUCCCUUCCCCCACAAACCCCUCUCCCUCUCUCUGCCGCCGAGGGGAGGAGCUAGCGUGCUGGGCGGCUGGCCGCUGCUGAGACCUUAGCCCGCGGCGGCGGCGGUGGAUAUGGAUGUGCCGCGGAGGGAGCGGAGGCACCACCACCACCACCGGAAGGCGGCGGCUGUUCAGGCUCCGGUUGCUGCUGCGGCCGCCGCUGUGGGUGUGGGAGGGAAUGGGGUGGCGGCGGCGGCGGCGAGGGCUGCGUACGGGGACGUGUUCGGGGGCCCGCCGCGGUUCGCCGCGCCGUUCGGGGGCGCGCCGGCGGACUACGCCGAGGUGUUCGGGGGCGUGGCCGCCACCUGCUCCAUCCCGUUCCUCGACCUGCCCCCCGUGGCCGCCGACUAUGGCUUCUUCGGCCGCGCCGGUGCCGGGGACUACGGGGAGAUCUUCGGCCGCUUCGACUUCGGGGACUUCGCGGUGCCGUACGAGGAGCUGUUCGGCGAGGCGGAGGCGGUGGGGGAGAGGGAAGCGGAGGAGAUUGCCUCGUCGAGCGGGAGCUCCAGUUCAUCGGUGAAAAAUGAAUAUAGCCAACCGGAUGUGCAGUCAUUUACGCUUCCUCAACAUUUCAAGGAGCCUGAGCCUUCUGUAAUUUCCUUACCUCCAGACAAUCAGCGGUUUGUUAUGUCAUAUAACAAGACUUCCCAGAGAUCUGAUGAUCUAGUUGAGAUGACUACCUGCAUGGUCGAUCCUUCACUGGAUUAUGUGGUUGAUUCUGGUGAAUUGCCUCAAGUCCCAGCAACUGAUCAUGUUUCAAGGAUGGAUGAUGGUAUAGAAGCUAACGGAGAAAAAAGUAAGAAGUCCACCCCAAGUUCUGCAAGUGUCAGUCUAAGUCUAAGGAGCUCUGAGAGUGAUUUCACAGCUGAUCAGAAGCAGCACAUUCCAGCAUGUCCACCUAUUUCUGAAAAUGUUUCUGUAAAUGAGAAUCACCAGAACUCCAAUAGUAUUUCAACACCCAGUAAUGAAACACCUUCUCCUGAUUAUGCCUUUCUAAGGAUAUCUGAUGCCAAUGUGCAAACACAGACAGUCAAAGCGCCACCUCCUUUGAAACAACAAUCUAAAUUGCUUAAGAAGAGAGAGAUUGCAGCAAAAGGAGAUGUCUAUCUUGAAAAUCCGAGCUGCACUCCAGCCUCUUGUGCCCGUACCCCUUCAAGCACCAGCGCACCUCAGGCUGAAAGAAGAGAUGAUACCGAUUCGUUCAAUACUGAGGCCAACCCCAGUUCUGCUGCAGCUGCUAUGAAGGAGGCAAUGGAGUAUGCAGAAGCUAGGUUAAGAGCUGCAAAAGAACUGUUGGAGAGAAAAGGGGACAGUUUUAAACUUCGUAGGAAACCAAGCCAUCAUAGAAGCACAAGAUCUACAGAAAUCAAGGUUCCUACAGAGUCAGACAUAUUCGAUGAAAAGCUUGCAGUGAAGAAGUUAGCAAAAGAGGAAAUUAACUCCGAGGAUUCAUUGUUGGACAAGAACCAAAAAGUGGACAAGAACCAAAAGGCUAGUGAAGUUAUAAUAGAUCAUUGUGAUGAGAGUGGAAAAUGGGCGCUUUCGCUGGAUAAACCUCAGAAUUUCACACAAAGCAACACCGUGCCCAAUCAAACUUCCAGUAAAUUAGGGAAGUUAGGCAACUGGACAUCAGGUGAUGAAUUUUACGAGCUGACUGGAGAAGAUCAGAAACAGAAAAUGGAUACAGCCAUAGAGGAGGAAGAUAAGUGUGAGACAACAAAUUUUGUCACCAACCUCAGCAAGGAACAAAAGCACGAAGUUAUCACAACAGACUCUGACUUGGAAAGGUAUGAAAAACUGUGGGAGGUUAAUGAUGGCAGGGAUGUAGGAGUGAAGCAUGUAAAUCCAAGAGAAGAUAAUACAUCUCCAACAGAGCAAUAUGUGGUGUCUACAACUCUUGAAGCUUCUACAGAAAAUGUAGGCUAUGACAAGAAUUGUAACUCUUCCGAGGGACCUGCAAUUGUGGGAAAUUCUAAAGAAGACCCUGAUGAUGAGGAUGGGGUUGCUGAGCUUCCUUGUAAGAGUGGGAUCUCUAUUUCAGGGCUGAACUUGAUGAAGGACAUGCCCAGUUCAUUCUCAGAGGCUUCUUCAUCUGGAAAGCAUGCCACUGAUUUUGAUAACAGCAUUACGAAGGAAAGUUCAGUAGCUGGAACAUCACAGGAACCUAAAUGCACUAAUGAGGAACUUGAGGCAGCAUGCGAUGUUGAGAUGCAAUGCACUACAGGGGGUAGUGAAAAACUACAAGAGGCUCCAGAAGUCAUCAACAUUGAUAACUCACGGGCAAAACAAAUUAAAUCAUUGAUUCUAGAAGAUCUUGAAGGGUCUUAUGAAAGUCAGGCUUUCCCAAGGGACCUUGGUACUGCUGGGUCAGAAGCUGAAACUUAUGGGAGGAGCCUUGGUACCACUGGGCUGAAAGCUGAAACUUAUGGGAGGGAUAAGUUCAGUUUUAUUGAAGAAUCAUUUAUGGACAAUGCAAAUGGGAACAGGACUGAAUCACCCUUAGAAACUCCAAUCUCUGAAGUAGAGAAAGUUGAAACUGAAGAGAGAGUUGAUUCAUGCGCACAUUCUGAAGAGUCAAUUGUGGAUAGAGAUGCUGAGUGUCCUAAAGAGGAAAGUGAUAUUACUUCACAAAACAAUAAUCUGCCAGACUAUGAAGAAUCAUCCAUGCUGAAUGUAUUUGAGGUGGCCAGCAAAUUGAUUAAAAGAGACCUAGAUCAAGAAAAGCAAGAUACAUUACAACCUGAUCAAGAAAAGCAAGAAACUGGAAAAGGAGAGCCUGAUGCAAAAGAAAACCAUUCAGAAACUAGAGACAAGACAGGUAUUGAAGAAGUCUUGAGUCGCGGUAACCAGCAGGACCAGAAGGUGCCUGAAAUGGAGAAGACGAAAGGACAAAGUAAUGUAAAUGCACAAGGUAAUAUAACUGUUGUUGAGUUAGACGGCGUAACCUGUUAUGAAGAUGAAGAUGUUACCACUGCUGUGACCUCAAAUUCAAAAGACCAAGCAUCUUCAUCUUCAGAAAUGCGAACCGGCGGACAUCACAUGCCUCAAGAUGCUGAACCUGCUAUUUCUCAGGCAUGUAAUGGAAGUUUUCCUUGUCUUGAAAAGACUGAAAAAGUUUGCAAAGAAGCAGGGAGAGAAUUACCAAGAGAUAAGUCUUCAGCAUUUGAAGAAGAGAAAGCUAGGACAAACAAAGUGGAAGGAAAAUUCUCUAAAGGGAUAUCAAACGCUGAGUUGAAGCAGCAACAAUCUCAUUUGGAGAAGACUAGCAGUUUACCUAAAUCUGCAGAAGGUAAUAUCCCAUCUUCUGCUGAUAUAUCAAGAAAAGAGGCACCUGGGAUUCAAAGACCCAAAGAAAGGGGGAGUCUAAGAACAGAAAGGGAAAGAGAGAAGGACAAAGAGGCUUCUCGGAGACUGGAAGAAACAAAAGAAAGGGAAAAGAAAUUUGAGAAAGAAAGGGAAAUUGCUGAAGAGAGGGAAAGGAAAAAAUUAGAAGAACAGGAAAGGGAGAGGGAACGGGAAAAGGAUAGACUUGCUGUCGAAAGAGCUACAAGGGAAGCACAUGAAAGGGCGUUUGCUGAGGCUCGCGAAAGGGCAGAAAAAAUAGCAUUGGAAAGGGUGACUGCAGCAAGGCAACGAGCUUCUGCUGAGGCCCGAGAAAAAGAAGAGAGAGCAAGUGCUGAAGCAGCCACUGAAAGGGCUGCUAGGAUAAAAGCAGAACGUGCAGCAGUUGAGCGUGCAACCGCAGAAGCUCGGGAGAGGGCAAUUGAAAAGGCUAAGGCUGAAAAGGCUGCUGCAGAGGCAAGAGAACGGAGAGAGCGGUACAGAUCCUCUUUCAAUAAGUCAACCACUCUGGAUACUCGACAGGACACACAGUUUCAGAGAGCUACUUCUAGUAACUUAAUGAGAAACCAAGAUUCAUAUAGCAAAGGCCUCGAGGUUGAAUCAGCUUUAAGGCAUAAGGCAAGAUUAGAGAGGCAUCAACGCACAGCUGAGCGUGUGACAAAAGCACUUGCUGAGAAGAACAUGCGGGAUCUGCUGGCCCAAAGAGAGCAAGCAGAGAAACAUAGAAUGUCUGAGUUCCUAGACCCUGAGAUCAAGAGAUGGUCAAAUGGAAAGGAAGGAAAUCUGCGAGCCUUGUUAUCCACAUUGCAAUAUAUUCUUGGUGCUGACAGUGGUUGGCAGCCAGUACCACUUACAGAACUAAUUACAGCUGCUGCUGUGAAGAAAGCAUACAGGAAGGCAACCCUUUGUGUCCAUCCAGAUAAAUUACAGCAAAGGGGUGCUACAAUUAGGCAGAAAUACAUAUGUGAGAAGGUUUUUGAUCUUCUUAAGGAUGCCUGGAACAAAUUCACUUCAGAGGAGCGCUAGGAUGGAAGCUAAACGGCCGGUUUAUUAUUCGAGACAGGAAAUUUCGUUAGUAGUUAUAUAGCCAUAUUGUUAGUUUGUUGAUUCAAUAUUGGUGUAAAUAUGCAGUCCUAGGAUAUCAUAUGCUAGAUGACGAUGCUUUUCGCUCCUUGAAUCCAUUCAAUAGAAGAGCUUCAUGGUUGCUA